Messenger RNA from Penicillium oxalicum, 264 nucleotides. RefSeq lists its product as uncharacterized. NCBI's taxonomy places the organism in Eukaryota, Fungi, Ascomycota, Eurotiomycetes, Eurotiales, Aspergillaceae. The coding region runs from base 1 to 264 and encodes 87 amino acids. The transcript has a single exon. The record is from RefSeq and is a predicted model, not a curated record.
AUGACAAGCAGUCUACAAGAUACUAGCCACACCGUUGGUGACGUGGUUAGUGGUCUUGGUGCCACGUUGGGUGGUGCUGCCGAGGGCGCUGGGCAAACGGUUGCCGCGGCCGCGGAGGGUCUUGGUGCGGCCACUCGGGGUUUUGGACAAUCUAUGAAUCGAGUGUAUGGGGGUGAUGAUGAUGGUGGUGGUGAGGAAGAGGACGACGAUGAUGACGAUCCAGCUGGUGGUGUUGGGCAGAAUGGGAAGACCAAAUUGGAGUGA